UCAAGGGCGCAUCUGUACCUUCCGCUGCAGCUCGUGUAAUGUGCCUGGCUCCGACAGGCGGCUUCGGAACCGGCGGAUCACCUUCGCGACCUGCCUGUCAGCACCAAUUUCUGUCAUCUUGUCCAGUGCGCCCGUCAGCAACGCGAUGCUCUUCACACACACACACAGGCAGGUGGACAGGGAAAUGGAUUCUUCUCCUGUGUGUCUUUGGGUGUGCGUACGUGUGGCGCCAGGGAGGGCAUCAGGAGGGUCAGCCGGUUCACCGCGGGGACCAGGAAAGACGGAGGCGCCAGGGACACUCGAGCAAGAGCGCACGUCUGCAAAAAGCCAACACACACACAUCCACAGGCUCAUUCAGAGUCUGUGUGUCUGUGCUGACUGACCAUGGCGACUAGGUCCCUGCCGUCGCUCCGCCGGAUGCAGCCCGUCGCACGCCAAAUUAGCAGCUCCCACAGCCGAGCGUCCUUGUACCUGCAUUCAUUCGAUCACGUGUAUGUGUGUGGUGGGCGUGGCGUCCUCUGUCCGUCUGAUCCAUCCGUCCAUAUCAAACCACCUACCCACCCGAAUUUGGCGUAUGCGUUCAUGAUGAUUGCGGUGGCUCUUGGAGAGAAUGAGCAGAGAAACUCUUUCGACAGGCGAGAGGCCACCGUCUGUCACAGCACACACAAACGCAUGUUUGUGUCUGUCUGUCUCUCUCUCUGUCUGUCUGUCUAUGUCCUUGUGUGUGUGUGUGUGUGUCGGUCACUGCGACUGGCGGUGACCUGAAGCAGGUAGGUGUUCAUGAUGAUUACACGCGCAAAGGCAUUCAGGGCCAU
Molecule: messenger RNA, 815 nt
Organism: Vitrella brassicaformis
Lineage: Eukaryota; Vitrellaceae
Source: the annotation of a GenBank genome assembly